Molecule: messenger RNA, 2141 nt
Organism: Phlebotomus papatasi
Lineage: Eukaryota; Metazoa; Arthropoda; Insecta; Diptera; Psychodidae
Gene: Rs1
Product: probable ATP-dependent RNA helicase DDX27
Exons: 4
Coding region: 57-2048 (663 amino acids)
Molecular function (GO): ATP binding; nucleic acid binding; RNA helicase activity
Source: RefSeq, a predicted model, not a curated record
UAGUGAGGUUAUGUUUUUUGUUUUGGGUGCAUUGAGUUCUAAUUCUAUUCAGUAAAAUGGCUUUAAAAUCUGCUUCAAAUUCAAGUGAUCUCCUUAAAUCUGAUAAAAGUGACCUUAAAAGAUUCCUUUAUGUAGAUUCAGCGGAAAAUGACAAUGAUUCCUCAGAUUCAGAGAAGGAAAUUGAGUUACCGCAACCUUCUAAGCACAAGAACCGCAAAGUAGGAGAUUUUAGCUCUGAUUUCCAGUUUGCAAUCUCCACGGCGGACUAUAACAAAGAUUCAUGGGAUGAAUUGAUGCAACAGCUGAAGAGAAGAAAGAAAACACAUGCAGAUGAUGCUAUUGAGAAGCUCAAAAGUGAGGGAAAUGUUAAGGAAGAGGAUGAAGUGGAUCUGUCGGAUGAUGAUCUGGUGCACGAUGACUUCAGGCUGAAGGAAAAGAAAGGAAAAAAGAGGAUUGCAGUGAAGGAAGAAGAAACACUGGUGGAGGACAUGGAGACUGGAGAGAAGCUGGAAAUGGAGGAUGCUGUACUGCCGACGGGGGAUGAAGCAUCAUACUUUCAUGAGAUGAAUCUCUCAGGACCACUAAUGAAAGCCAUCAGGCAGCUGGGAUUCAUUCAUCCAACUCCCAUUCAAGCAGCCACAAUUCCAAUUGCUCUAAUGGGAAGGGAUAUCUGUGGAUGUGCUGGCACUGGCACAGGUAAGACGGCAGCUUAUAUGCUGCCUACACUCGAGAGACUCCUCCAUAGACCUUCCAACCAGAUGGUUACUCGAGUUCUGGUCCUGGUGCCAACCCGGGAGUUGGGUGCUCAAGUAUUUACUGUGACCAGAGAUUUGGCUCAGCAUACAAAAAUCGAAACCUGUCUGGCCAUUGGAGGAUUCGAGCUCAAGACACAAGAGUCUGAGCUGCGACAGAGACCUGACAUUGUCAUCGCUACUCCGGGCAGAUUAAUUGAUCAUCUCAAGAAUACUCCCAGCUUUUCCCUAUCUCACGUUGAGAUCCUCAUCCUGGACGAAGCUGAUCGUAUGUUGGAUACUUAUUUCACGGAUCAAAUGAAAGAGAUUAUCGAUCAUUGUUCACGAACGCGUCAAACGAUGCUCUUUUCAGCCACAAUGACUGAAAAAGUAAAGGAUCUCGCUACAGUGUCCCUCACAAAGCCUGUAAAGGUCUUUGUGGAUAGCAAUCAGGCCGUAGCUGAGAAUCUUCAGCAGCAAUUUAUUCGGAUUCGUGGUGAAAGUGAGAAAGAUCGAGAACCAAUUCUAGCAGCACUUAUUUGUCGUACUUUCCACGAUCAUGUGAUCGUAUUUGUGCAGACGAAAAAGCAGGCACAUCGCUUGAGAAUCCUCCUGGGUUUGAUGAAUAAGAAAGUAGGAGAGUUGCAUGGUAAUUUGACCCAAGCACAGCGCCUGGAAGCGCUGAAGAACUUUAAAGAUGAGCAAAUUGAUAUUCUCGUGGCGACGGAUGUGGCGGCGCGUGGAUUGGAUAUUUCUGGGAUUCGCACGGUCAUCAACUUUGUGAUGCCAUUGACCUAUGAACACUAUAUUCAUCGUGUUGGAAGGACGGCUCGUGCUGGACGCGGAGGAUUCUCGAUUUCUUUGGUUGGUGAAACCGAACGGAAGAUUCUCAAGGAUAUUGCUAAGCAUCGGAAUAAGGAACUGCAGCAACGGAUUAUUCCGGCGAAUGUGAUUACCAAGUACAAGAAUCGCAUUACAGCUUUAGAGCCAGAUAUUGAAAAUAUAUACAAAGAGGAGUUGGAGAAGAAGGCCAUUGCUAGGACGGAAAAUAUGCUGAAUAGGACGAAGGACAGGCUUGAGGGCAGUGCUUCAAUGAAGCGAGAAUUCCCGCUGAAGAUUAUGGGUGUCAAUAAGCAUCAGACGAAGAAAUCAGAAAAAUCUUUCAAGAAGAAAGGAUCAGGGGAUAAGAAAGGAAGGCAUGAACGACGAACAGGAAGCUUCACGAAAGCCAUCUCGAACGUGAAGAAUUCGAGAAAAUUCAGACACGAAGCAAGCCAUGCUAUGAAAAUGAAGCAAAAAGGCAAGAAGAACCGAUAAAUAGUGGAUAAAUUUGGACAAACAAAAAAAAUGGUAAUAAAAGUAAAGAAUUUAAUUAUGAAUUCGUAAAUAAAUUCCGCUAAAUUAAGGAAA